AUGGACAUCAGCGGCAUGCACCUGGUCCCAUGCUCCCGGCGCCGCGCCGCCGCUAGCGCCCGGCCGGCCGGCAGCGAACCGUCGUACGUACGAACCGUCCCUGAACCGCGUUCUGGGACGUCCGUUCCAGGGACCCGGAUCGCCGCUGCGAUCCGUGUGACUCCUGCGCCAGGUGCAGCGCGCCUGUGCCGCUCGCACGGCCGCGCGGCCCCGGUUCCGGUCGCCCGCGCCCCCGCUCGCUCCCCCACGCAGCGCCUGAGCCCCCGCAUUGCGCCCGCCUCCUCCGCGCCCAGCCGCCGCCAACGAGAGUACGGGAGAGCGCGCGCGCCCCAGACCAAACCAACUGCACCCGCCCGGCAUGGCCAAGAGGCGGAGCCAGCAAACAAAUAG
Molecule: messenger RNA, 390 nt
Organism: Sorghum bicolor (sorghum)
Lineage: Eukaryota; Viridiplantae; Streptophyta; Magnoliopsida; Poales; Poaceae
Product: predicted GPI-anchored protein 58
Exons: 2
Coding region: 1-390 (129 amino acids)
Source: RefSeq, a predicted model, not a curated record